UUCGGCUAGCUCUGGCUUGCUCGCUACCAGCGCGCGAAAAAUUGCGCGGGGUUACUGGGGUUACUACGGUCCCUGGGUUACUCUCAUUACGCUCAUUACUUGCGGUGUCGAAACCAAUCAUGCACGCAUUUUUGAAAACGGCCAACCCAAACCUAAUCCUUCCCAAGGAGAAAGCUAAGGAACCCAAGCAGGUACCGAAGAAACCAGUGCAUAUUCCAUGGGUGGAAAAAUACCGGCCCAAAACCGUCGACGAUGUGGCUCACCAAGAUGAAGUGGUCUCUGUCCUUAAAAAGUCGCUUCAGGGAGCCGACCUCCCAAAUCUCCUGUUCUAUGGACCGCCAGGAACGGGGAAGACGUCCACUAUACUUGCUCUUGCCCGAGAACUCUUUGGAGACAUGUAUAAGAGUCGCAUUCUGGAGCUGAAUGCUUCUGAUGAACGUGGCAUCCAGGUUGUCCGAGAUAAAAUCAAGACGUUUUCACAACUCACAGCAAGUAGUACAGGACCUGAUGGCAAACCGUGUCCACCGUUCAAGAUUGUAAUUCUAGACGAAGCGGAUUCCAUGACCGCAAGUGCUCAGGCAGCCUUGCGUCGUACCAUGGAGAAGGAGACGAGGACAACUCGUUUCUGUCUCAUCUGUAACUACAUAAGCAGAAUCAUAGACCCACUGACAUCGCGUUGCUCAAAGUUCCGGUUCAAGCCUUUGCCUAAGGAAGUUCUAAUAGAACGCCUACGCAGCAUAUGUACAGCUGAAGCAGUUCAAUGCGAUGAUCAGGUGCUGGACUUUCUUAUGGAUGCUUGCGAAGGAGAUAUGCGAAGAGCAAUCACCCUUUUCCAAAGUGUUUCUCGGCUUAAAUGUAAUGAACCUGUAACCUCCCAUGAUGUGGCUGAAGUUGCUGGGAUCAUUCCAAAGCAGUGGAUUGAUGGCCUGCUUACGAGCUGUGCAUCGAACUCAUAUGAGAAGCUCAGUGCAACAGUUGAGGACCUCGUGCUUGAAGGCUUUGCGGCAUCGCAACUUUUCAGCCAGCUGCACGAUGCCAUUGUAUUGAGCAACAAGUACGAUGACAAACAGAAGUCAGCAAUAGCCGAGAAGCUUGCUAUAUGUGACCACAGACUGCUUGAAGGCGCUGACGAGUACCUCCAAAUAAUGGACCUAUGUGUCACAAUUAUGAACCAAAUUUGCAGUGUCCAGCAUUAGCUGUUCGUGUAACUUUUACACUAAAUAAAGUCCUUUGUAAAUGUU
Rhipicephalus sanguineus (brown dog tick) is the source of this 1241-nucleotide messenger RNA. Its product is annotated as replication factor C subunit 4. The coding region runs from base 120 to 1196 and encodes 358 amino acids. The record is from RefSeq and is a predicted model, not a curated record. The transcript is spliced from 12 exons. Gene Ontology annotation, molecular function: ATP hydrolysis activity; ATP binding; DNA clamp loader activity. NCBI's taxonomy places the organism in Eukaryota, Metazoa, Arthropoda, Arachnida, Ixodida, Ixodidae. Gene Ontology annotation, cellular component: nucleus; DNA replication factor C complex. Gene Ontology annotation, biological process: DNA-templated DNA replication; DNA repair.